Messenger RNA from Vitis riparia (riverbank grape), 2429 nucleotides. RefSeq names its product cellulose synthase A catalytic subunit 4 [UDP-forming]-like. The transcript has 8 exons. Bases 11 to 2275 code for a protein of 754 amino acids. The record is from RefSeq and is a predicted model, not a curated record. Gene Ontology annotation, cellular component: plasma membrane; trans-Golgi network. Lineage: Eukaryota; Viridiplantae; Streptophyta; Magnoliopsida; Vitales; Vitaceae. Gene Ontology annotation, biological process: plant-type primary cell wall biogenesis; cellulose biosynthetic process. Gene Ontology annotation, molecular function: mannan synthase activity; cellulose synthase (UDP-forming) activity.
ACCUUGAUUAAUGUGCGCUUGGGUCUUCUUCAUCUUCAUCAGAACAUCCGUACAGCCAAACAAAUCCAUGGAUUCUCUCCCUCUCCAUCUCUGCACACUCCAUACAUCAGCUACUAUUAUCAACAGAUCCCACGCUUUUUUUCAUUCCAUGGCUCUCCUCGCCCUGCUCUACUACCGAGCUUCAUCUUUUUAUCUCUAUGCCACCGCUCCAUCCCAUCUGCUAACUUGGCUUUUGGUCUUUACUUCUGAGCUCUUUCUUUCUUUUCUUUGGCUCCUCAGCCAAGCUUAUCAAUGGAGACCGGUGACUCGAACUGUGUUUCCGGAGACGUUUCCGGAAGAUAGACAACUGGGUGCAAUCGACGUCUUUAUUUGCACUGCGGACCCAAAGAAGGAGCCUCCAGUGAAGGUGAUGAACACAGUUUUAUCGGCCAUGGCCCUAGACUACCCGCCGGAGAAGGUAGUAGUCUAUCUAUCCGAUGAUGGGGGUUCUUCUCUUACUUUAAAUGCGAUUCGGGAGGCAUGGAGGUUUGCGCGGCUGUGGAUUCCCUUCUGCAAGGCUUACGGAAUCAAGACAAGGUGUCCGGAGGCUUACUUUUCAAAAGAGGAGGAGGAUGAUGAUCAGUUUGUGGAAGAGAGAGAGAAGAUCAAGAGGAAUUACGAGCUGUUUAAGGAGCGUGUGGUGGGAGCCUGUGGAAAAGAUGAGGUUGAACAAGGAGUGGGCAUUGCUGGUCAUAAUCAUCCUCCGCUAGUUGAGGUGAUAAGAGAUGACAACACUGUUAUUGAAGACAGUAGCGCUGGUCAUCCCAAUAUACCUCUCCUCGUCUAUGUUUCUCGCGAGAAAAGACCUUCUCAUCCACAUCAUUUCAAAGCCGGGGCUCUCAACACUCUUCUCAGGGUCUCUGGCAUCAUAAGCAACGCGCCCCAUGUAUUAGUAUUAGACUGCGACUUUUUCUGCAAUGACCCCUCAUCUGCCCGCCAAGCAAUGUGUUUCCACCUUGAUUCCAAAAUCUCUUGCUCUCUAGCUUUUGUUCAAUUCCCUCAGAAAUUCCACAACUUCAGUAUGAAUGACAUCUAUGAUGGCCGAUUGAGAUCAGUAUUUGAGAUGAAGUGCCCCGGUAUGGAUGGGCAUCAGGGACCCAUGUUAUCGGGUACAUGCUUUUACAUAAAGAGAGCGGCAUUGUAUGGGAAUGUUGGAGAAGUUAAGGAUCCCCUCCAACUAAAACAACAUUUUGGUCCAUCCAAUGGGCUCAUCAAAUCACUCGGCCAGAGCUACCCAUGCAAGGUCAUUGAAGACGCGAGCUUCUCGACCAGGUUGCAACAAGAGACACAGUUCUUAGCCUCUUGCAGUUAUGAAGAACACACAAAAUGGGGUGAAGAGAUAGGUUUCUUGUACAAUUCUGUGCUAGAGGAUUAUUUUACGGGAUUCAUUUUGCACUGCAAGGGGUGGAAUUCCAUAUACUAUAGCCCUCCCAGACCAGCAUUCUUGGGCACUGCUACUUCGAACUUGAAUGACACAUUAGUGCAAGGUAGAAGAUGGUACUGUGGACUGCUUCAAGUCACUUUCUCAAGGUUCUGCCCUCCCAUUUAUGGGCUGUUGAGGAUGUCUUUUCUGGAGAGCAUGUGCUACGCUCACCUAGCACUUAAUCCCUUUUCUUCCUUCUGCUUAUGGUGUUUGGCUACCAUCCCUCAACUCUGCCUCUUGAAUGGGAUCCCAAUUUACCCAAAGGCUUCAGAUUCAUGGUUUGUUAUAUUUUCAUUUGUUUUCUUCUCCUCCCUCUUGAAACAUCUAAAGGAUGUUCACUCCACUGGAGGAUCAGUUCAGACAUGGUGGAAUGAGGAGCGCAUUUGGAUGAUGAAGUCAAUUACUAGCCAUUUCUACGGAAGCUUGGAUGGUAUACUGAAGUCUGUGGGCAUGGGAGAAGCCAGUUUCACACCAACAAAUAAAGCCAUUCAAGAUGAUCAAGUUAAACUCUACCAAAUGGGCAUCUUUGAUUUCCGAACAUCAACGGUGCUACUUGCUCCAUUAGUAACCUUAGUCAUUUUCAACAUGAUUUCUUUGGUGGGAGGAGUUGGUAGAGUGAUGGUAGCUGGAUGCUGGGACAAGCUUUUUGGACAGAUUUUUCUUUCAUUUUUCAUCGUAGCUGUCAACUACCCAGUGAUUGAAGGGAUGAUCCUGAGGAGGGACAAAGGGCGGAUUCCACCCUCUGUUACUCUAUUGUCACUUGCAUUUUCGAUGUUGUUCUUGAUUUCGGGGUCUAUGGUUCUCAUGUCUUGAACCAUCAUGGAAAUCAUGGAACCGGGAAGGUGUUCAGAGUUUAUAAUAUAUCUUGUGAGUACAGAUAUUAAUAGCUUAAGCUUUUGGAAGAAUUGGUUGUUUAAUUUGACUGGAGGUCUUGUAUUAAUUUGAAUCAACUACAAUGUUUAAUUUA